AUGAAGCUACGCAUCCCUGGGUUCCGCAACACACGCGCCAAAGUGGCACGACGAGCUGCGCCUGUUUUACGCUUUCUCGCAGCUCCCAGACGGCCUCCCCUCAAGGUCAUCGAGGGCGGCGGAGUUACGUUUCCGGCCACGAGUUACGUGUCACAGCUGCGCGGAUACUCAACCGGUUCCAACCCCGGCAGCGGCAGCGGCAACGAUGGUAACAACAGCGAGGGAAAGCGCCGAGCUCCACUGCGUCACCGCAUCCGCGAUGCCUGGAGAAACACGCCUACAAAGUGGUACCCACUCCCUGUCGGUGUCGGCGCUGUUCUGCUAGCGGUCAUCCACUAUAGGCGCCAACACACUGGAGCAGCCGGAGUAUUCGCCACUACUGGCGAUACAGGUGUUGUUUACACCGGAGCCGGUGAUGCCGUCCGCAUAUCGGGCCCUUGGCAGGUACAUGUUCUCGCUGCUCUUCCUCUGCGCUCUUUAUCACGAUUAUGGGGAACCCUCAAUACCCUUGAGCUGCCUGUGUGGAUGCGCCCCGCCGGUUUUAAACUAUAUGCGUGGAUUUUUGGAUGCAAUCUUGACGAGAUGAAAGAUCCCGACUUGACCAACUAUGCAUCUCUUGGAGAGUUCUUCUACCGUGAGCUGGCAGACGGAGUCCGGCCCAUCGCGAAUAGUGCUCUCGUAUCUCCCGCAGAUGGCACCGUGCUUCAUUUCGGCUCGAUCACUCAUGACGGGCGAGUUGAACAAGUCAAAGGCCUUACAUAUUCGCUCGACGCAUUGCUCGGAUCAGGCUCACGGUCACCUUCACCCGCAAGCACACCUGCGGCGCUGCCCACACCCCCUCAGACCCCGCCGAAUGAAUUCUACGUACCUUUUCCACCUCGGGACCCUGCACACCAACAAGCAUCCGACAUGGAAUUCGCAAACGUAAAUGGUAUUGACUAUUCGCUCGAUCAAUUGCUCGGGAGAUCGGCCGACACGCCGCGCGCCGAUGAGAAUACGGAUCAGGACGCUACCAAGGAGGAAGUUCGCGCCAGUAAACCUCGAGAACCUGAAGAUGCAAGUGUUGGGUACGAAACAGACACCAUUGAGGUUGCAACCGAAUUGGGACUCAGUGGGCUCCCACCCCUGCGACGCACUACGAGCGCACUCAAACCAGACAACGAGUUGUUUUUCGCGGUCGUGUACCUUGCACCGGGGGAUUAUCAUAGAUUCCAUAGUCCGGCUGCCUGGGUUGUUGAAAGGAGAAGGCACUUUGCUGGUGAACUCUUCAGCGUCUCGCCCUAUAUUGCCCGUCGGAUAGCCAACCUCUUUGUCUUGAACGAACGUGUUGCCCUGCUUGGACGAUGGAAAUACGGAUUCUUCAGCAUGAUCCCGGUAGGAGCAACCAAUGUUGGCUCGAUCGUCGUAAACUUUGACAAGAACCUCCGCACAAACCUACGUAAACGUCCACCUCCAGGUGCAUUCGUUGAAGCCCACUAUACCCAAGCCUCAGCACUCUUGCGUGGACAACCGCUCGCACGCGGGCACGAGAUGGGUGGAUUCAAGCUGGGAAGUACAAUCGUCAUGGUCUUUGAAGCUCCACGAGGCUUUAGGUUCAAGGUCAAGCCGGGAGAAAAAGUCAAGGUCGGCCAGGAGUUCGGGGACGUAUUCUGA
Messenger RNA from Rhizoctonia solani, 1653 nucleotides. RefSeq names its product phosphatidylserine decarboxylase family protein. The record is from RefSeq and is a predicted model, not a curated record. Bases 1 to 1653 code for a protein of 550 amino acids. Gene Ontology annotation, cellular component: mitochondrion. Lineage: Eukaryota; Fungi; Basidiomycota; Agaricomycetes; Cantharellales; Ceratobasidiaceae. Gene Ontology annotation, molecular function: phosphatidylserine decarboxylase activity. The transcript is spliced from 6 exons. Gene Ontology annotation, biological process: phosphatidylethanolamine biosynthetic process.